Paramecium sonneborni is the source of this 786-nucleotide messenger RNA. Lineage: Eukaryota; Ciliophora; Oligohymenophorea; Peniculida; Parameciidae. The record is from the annotation of a GenBank genome assembly.
AUGAAUAUUAAAUAAUAACUCCUCAAAUAGUAAAUUCCAUCCUAUUAGCAUUCAGAAGGAACUUGUUUCUGUUCACUUUGUUUGUGUAGUAAUUGCUAUUGCAAACAAAAGCCUUAACAAACACAUUACAUUAAUGAACCUAAAUCUGUCUAUAAUAUCGAUUUUGAUUCUAGAAAAACACCUAUCAAACAUUCUAGAUUACCCAAUUAGAAUUAUUAAGGUCGCUAGAAGGCUUUAUCAUUACAUUCUGUGUAUAAUGAUGAUUUUGAUAAAAAACAGUUGAAUAAAUCAUUCAUUGAUAAUACACAAUAUCCAUAGAAUAAUUCUUUCAGUAUUCCUUUUUGUGGAUGCAAUUCAUAUGCACUACAAUUCCCAGCUAAAAAUUAUUUGCCUCCUUAAUCUUUAAGACCAUUAAAUUAAAUUUAAUUACUACCUGCUAAAUUAGACAUGAAAUCAAGUUAUCAAAGAGAACAUAUACAUCAUAAAUAAGAUUAAGAUAAAAUCAUUAAUUUUUCUAAAAUUGCAAAUUAAAGAUUACAUACCAAUUCUAAAGAAAAAAAUAUCUACUUAAACUCUAGUUAUUAAGAGUAAUUCAAAGGAUAAACUGCCAAAAGAGUUUAAAAAUUACCAAUUCAAUCAACUUACUUACCUUUUGGUUUUAGUAAUCGAGGAAUCAACCUUUAUCUUAGUACAAAUAAAAAAGAUUUUGAAACAUAAAAAUUAUAUCAAUGCGAAGCUGAUUUGAAAUUACAAGAAUUAAGUAAUAUAAUAUUGUAAGAAAAAUGA